AUGCAACGCGAAGUUAUUGACCUCACUGACAACCACAAUGACGAAUCUGUUCCGAAUGCCACGAUCGUCGAGGGUGUUGACGAAACAAGUAACGCGAGCAGUGUAGAGUUGUUCGAAACAAAGCGUCAAGAGCUCCUAUGUGAUAAAUGGAAAGAAAUCGAUGAAAAGGAUUGUGUGCAGCAAGUGGAAAAUAUCUACGCAUUGAAAGGAGUUGUAUGGGUUGCCCAUGAUAAAGUCGACCAUGUGGAAUCUCGUGCUGGUAUGUCAAAGAUGGGUGUGGAUAUAGUAAAAUGCAUCAUUCCGACAUGCAUUGAUCAUCGGGAAACGCUUUUUGCAUAA
Molecule: messenger RNA, 339 nt
Organism: Lichtheimia ornata
Lineage: Eukaryota; Fungi; Mucoromycota; Mucoromycetes; Mucorales; Lichtheimiaceae
Exons: 1
Coding region: 1-339 (112 amino acids)
Source: RefSeq, a predicted model, not a curated record